CCGGCCUGCCCCGCGGGUCAACAGACAUGGCCGGCGAGGGCGAGCCGCAGGACGCUGCGCACAACAUGGGCAACCACCUGCCGCUGCUGCCAGCCGAGAGUGAGGAAGAAGAUGAAACUGAAAUGGAAGUCGAAGAUCAAGACAGCAAAGACGCCAGGAGACCAAACAUCAUCAAUUUCAAUACCAGUCUGCCAACAGCACAUUCGUACCUGGGUGCGGACAUGGAGGAGUUUCAUGGCAGGACUUUGCACGACGAUGACAGCUGCCAGGUGAUCCCCGUGCUGCCCCAGGUAAUGAUGAUUCUCAUUCCCGGGCAGACCUUGCCGCUGCAGCUUUUCAGCCCACAGGAAGUCAGCAUGGUGCGGAACCUCAUUCAGAAGGACCGGACCUUUGCCGUCCUUGCCUACAGCAACGUCCAGGAGCGAGAGGCACAGUUUGGAACAACCGCAGAGAUCUACGCCUACCGAGAAGAGCAAGAUUUCGGAAUCGAGAUCGUGAAAGUGAAAGCAGUUGGAAGGCAAAGGUUCAAAGUCCUGGAGCUCAGGACCCAGUCCGAUGGAAUCCAGCAAGCUAAAGUACAGAUCCUUCCUGAAUGUGUGCUGCCUUCGACUAUGUCGGCGUUUCAGUUAGAAUCCCUCAGUAAGUGCCAGAUAUUUCCUUCAAAACCGCUCUCGUGGGAAGACCAGUAUUCAUAUAAGUGGUGGCAGAAAUACCAGAAGAGGAAGUUCCGUUGUGCGAAUCUGACCUCCUGGCCUCGCUGGCUCUAUUCCUUAUAUGAUGCUGAAACUUUAAUGGAUAGAAUCAAGAAACAGUUACACGAAUGGGAUGAAAAUCUAAAAGACGAAUCUCUUCCUUCAAACCCAAUUGACUUUUCUUACAGAGUGGCUGCUUGUCUUCCCAUCGACGAUGUACUGAGAAUCCAGCUCCUUAAAAUCGGCAGUGCGAUCCAGCGGCUGCGCUGUGAGCUGGACAUCAUGAACAAGUGCACAUCUCUUUGCUGUAAGCAAUGUCAAGAAACUGAAAUAACCACCAAAACUGAAAUAUUCAGUCUGUCCUUGUGUGGGCCGAUGGCGGCCUACGUGAAUCCUCACGGCUACGUGCACGAGACACUAACCGUGUAUAAGGCCUGCAAUCUGAAUCUGAUUGGCCGCGCUUCGACGGAGCACAGCUGGUUCCCGGGGUAUGCCUGGACCAUUGCCCAGUGCCGGGUCUGUGCAAGCCACAUCGGAUGGAAAUUCACAGCCACCAAGAAAGACAUGUCCCCUCAAAAGUUUUGGGGCUUGACUCGGUCUGCUCUGCUGCCCAUGAUUCCAGACACAGACGCCAAAGAUGAUGUCAGCCCCGACAAAGUGACACUGUGCUUGUAGACAGAGAGGGCAGGGUGAGGUGCUCAGGAGCCAGUGUCGGCUUGGAGGGUCCUUUCUUCCUGCAGAAGUGCACGCUCGGGCAGAGUGGAGAUUACUCCCUACACAACAUUGGAAGUUGUUGUCAUAUGAGGUUGGUCGUUGGAAGUAUUGUGCUCGAAUCACUGCUUCGAAGGCUCAGGCAACAGGUGUAGUCUGUGUCCCUGAGAGAAAGGCAGGCAGUGGACAUUCUUGGAAAAGGGCGUUGGUCUUUAGUUUCUCUGACUGAUUUGUAAAUUUUGAAAAUAGUAGAAUUAAAAUAUAGAGCUUGAGCCCCAUGUAUAGUUUCCAUUUCCUUACGUGUCUAUACAAUGUGCAGAACUAUUUGGUGUGUGUGCCCAGUGUUUGAACUCUCCCCUGGUUAUUCUAUUGCAGAGUUUAAUAACAUGGUUCAGAAGCUAGACCACGUCCUCUUCACGGGCUAGCGAAGACCCUGUUUUUUCUAGGCUAUUUUACUCAUUCCUUGUAUAGUGAAGAAAAUCUGUAAGUAAGCCUAAAGAAUGUCCCUUGUUUAAAUGAUGUAAACUACUCAUAAGCAGAGAAUGUACAUGUAAGAAAUCAUUUUUAAGAGACUGAUUCGCCACCUACCUCUUUGCUUACACGUUUUUAAGGGUUGGAGCCCUUCACACUUGUGUGACCACUUUGGUUUUGAUAUUCUUUCACUGCUUUACGUAAUCCAUUUGGACUAACUGGGUACAAUACCCAGGGCCAAAAUAGACUGUUAAAUUUACCAAGAUUUUGUCUCCUCCUAAACAGGAAUGGUU
Messenger RNA from Suncus etruscus (white-toothed pygmy shrew), 2167 nucleotides. RefSeq names its product cereblon (gene CRBN). NCBI's taxonomy places the organism in Eukaryota, Metazoa, Chordata, Mammalia, Eulipotyphla, Soricidae. The record is from RefSeq and is a predicted model, not a curated record. Gene Ontology annotation, biological process: protein ubiquitination. Bases 27 to 1367 code for a protein of 446 amino acids. The transcript is spliced from 11 exons. Gene Ontology annotation, cellular component: Cul4A-RING E3 ubiquitin ligase complex.